GUUCAGCUUUCCCCAGGAGAGACAGCGACUGCACAGGAUAUAGCUGUUGACUUCGCUGGCCAUGAUGAAGUCGAUCCAGCUUUGCAUCCUACUCUGGUGCUUGAGAGCAGUCUGCUGCCAUAGCUGUGAACUGACCAACAUCACCAUCUCAGUAGAGAAAGAAGAGUGCCGUUUCUGCAUAAGCAUCAAUACCACUUGGUGUGAGGGCUACUGCUACACCAGGGAUCUGGUGUAUAAGGACCCAGCUAGACCAAACACCCAGAAAGUAUGUACCUUCAAGGAGCUGGUGUACGAGACCAUAAGAUUGCCUGGCUGUGCCCGCCACUCAGACUCCCUCUACACAUAUCCAGUAGCCACUGAAUGCCACUGUGGCAAGUGUGAUAGCGACAGCACCGACUGCACUGUAAGAGGCCUGGGACCCAGCUACUGCUCCUUCGGUGAAAUGAAAGAAUAAGGAACAAUGGACAUUGCCAUUCACCCACCCUUGUCUUGAAGGACCAUGAUAUCCAAAAUGUCUGGGUCUGCUCUGCACUGGGGCUGUAAACCACUGCCUUAGGGACCAUCGGCUCCACUAUUGUCCACUGUACUGACAGGUAGUGAGGAGGAGCUCAGGACUGGGAGUGCCAGGGCCAGGACUCUAUACCACUCAUCCCUCCCUCCAUCCACACUGUUGAUUAUCUAAGUCAUUCACUCUCAACUCACAGCUUGGGGGGUUGGAGGCUUUAAUUUUCAGCAAUCUUAGGAACCUUCUAGAGCAACCCUUUCCUUUAGACAAAGGGAUGCAUGAGUCCAGAGGGAGGAAAGGAGAGUGGAAAUCUGUGAAAGAACUAAACCUAGCAUAACCAUCUGCUUUUCAGAGCCAUCAGACUUUUAAAGACUCCAGCAUGAUUGCAAGCGAAAGGUCUAAAGUCUGCAUGGAAUUCAAUGAGAAACUCAAUGGUUUCCUUAAGGAAAAGAAAGGCAAGUCUUGCCAUAUAUGCCAGGAAAUGCUGACGCAGCUGGCUGAGGAAAACUGUCCUCCACAAGGUUAGGGUACUCAACUCUUCCAAAGCAUGUGGAGUAUGGAGACAGGGUUGAACACUUAUGGAUUGUUCCAUGCAGAUGAAGACAGGAGGAAGUAACCAAGCUCAGAAUUUCCAAGGUAUUGCCACCAAGUUCUUUAGUUAAAGGAAAAGAAAAAAAUUAAUUUGGAACUGUGAAUAUAGUCUACAUUUAUUCAUUACUUUAAGAAAUGAUCAAAUGCUGCUAGGAUUCUGCAAAACUCCCUUGGAAUCAAAGAAAACAACAGUGAAAGUGUUUGAUAGGUGAUCUAACCAGCUUUCUCUCCCAUGCAGUGAGAGAAGGGUUUGAAGUGGGUUUCAAAGAAGUUUCAGUGAUUAAUUAAAUACAUUUAGCUUGCCUACAAAUACACCUGUAUAAAUUAAUGGUUAUAUAAAAUUAACUGUGAGGGAAAACUGCUGUUUUCUAGGACCCCCUACUUCUUUUUUACCUAGCCACAUUCUCCUGAAUCUUUUGUUCCUUUCAAAUACAUCAUGAGUCGAAUUCUUUUAAAGCUGUUAACUCUUUUCAUCAUGUACCUAUUUCACAGUUAUGAUGCUUGAUUAAUUUAUUUAAAUCUUAUUUUUUAAUAAAAGUGCUACUGAUGAAA
Molecule: messenger RNA, 1648 nt
Organism: Rattus rattus (black rat)
Lineage: Eukaryota; Metazoa; Chordata; Mammalia; Rodentia; Muridae
Gene: Fshb
Product: follicle stimulating hormone subunit beta
Exons: 3
Coding region: 62-454 (130 amino acids)
Biological process (GO): G protein-coupled receptor signaling pathway
Cellular component (GO): extracellular region; cytoplasm
Molecular function (GO): hormone activity
Source: RefSeq, a predicted model, not a curated record